AUUUCCGGUCCACGUUAUCAGCAGCCCAAAGCACGAAAAAGAAAUACUCGCAAAAAAAAGCACGAAAAAAAUGAGAGAGAGAGAGAGAGGACAAAGGCGUUGGGGGCAGGGGCAACAGGGGCAUUUGCACCCACCGAAUUGGCCUGCGCGGUGCGACUAUAUCUGCGCCAUGCCGUCCCGUGCCAAGCUUCAUCUCCUCAGACUCAAGACAGCGCGCGUGCUGCACCCUGCGCACCACACGUACCACUCCUCCACCUACAAAGCUCGUACGUACGCUGGCACGCGCACGCGCGCGCGGCUUAUCAUGGAGGUGAGCGGCUCGGCGCACGACCUCGGCGACAGCUUCUCCUACGGCUGGCUCAACCAGGCGCCGCCCUCCUUCGACCGCCUGGCUGCCGACGCCGGUCAGUAUUCCUCCGGGGGCUCCAGGUCCUCCUUCAUCGACAUGGAGGACCCCUCCGAGCUCUUCUCCAUGCGGUGGACCACGACGGCGGCGACCGACUUUGACUUCGGCCUCCCGGCGCCAGGCGACGGAGGCGCCGCGUCCCCCGCGCAGCUGGUCAGCGCCAGCCAGAUCUUCCGCGGCGGCCGCCUCCUCCCCUGCGAGCCCGGCGGCUGCUCCGGCACCUCUGUGCAAGAAGACGGCGACGGCUCGGUGGCCCGUCGCGCCAAGGACGCCGUGCCGCGGUUGUCGCCUCCGUCGUCGCCGCUGUUCCACUCGGCGCAGAGCACGCCGCUGUCGCUGAGCGCGUGCUCCAGCGCGACGAGCAAGCACGCCGGGCAGCGCCCGAUGACGAGGCGGCGCGGCGGGUCGUCGCCGUGGAAGGUGCUGCUGAGGUACGUGCGGUUCCUGAUGCCGCUGUACCGCAAGGCCCGGGCGAGGCACGCGCACAGCAGGGUGGCGCCGGCGGGGAGCCCGUCGCGCGGGUCCACGUCGAGCGCCGUCGAGUGGUGCCACGGCAAUGCCGACACGGCCGUCCACGACGCCAUCCUCUACUGCAAGAAGUCCAGCGGAAAAGAUGCACUGCCAUGAAGGAGACCAGUCGCCGAUCACCGAGCGCAUGAGUUUCUUAAUCCGCGAGAGCUUUGCAUGACCUUGUGUUGUGCCAUCUCAGCUCGAGUUCGUGUCCGAUUUUAUUUUUGUGCGUGUUCUUCGAAUGCCUUGGUGUGUAUAUAUAUGACAGUGUUAUAGAUGUAUGCUUAAUUAACCCGUGUAUGAAUGCUGUGUCUCAUGGAUGGGCUCCGUUUUCAUU
Molecule: messenger RNA, 1253 nt
Organism: Triticum urartu
Lineage: Eukaryota; Viridiplantae; Streptophyta; Magnoliopsida; Poales; Poaceae
Source: RefSeq, a predicted model, not a curated record